CUGAGGACAGCGCUUGUGACGUCUCCCGGGUUGCAGCCGGUUCAGCAGUGGAGACCUUGUCUCCACCCCUCCCCGGUUUGAGUCGCCCCGGCAACCAGGAGCUCAGCCAAUCAGCGCGCCGCCGGAGCCAUGUCUGUCAGGAAAGCACUGGUGGUACUGGCGCACUCAGAGAGGACGUCCUUCAACUGUGCUAUGAAGGAGGCCACUGUAGAGGCUUUGAAGAGGAAAGGAUGGGAGGUCAUUGUGUCGGAUCUGUAUGCCAUGAACUUCAAUCCUGUCAUCUCCAGAAAGGACAUCACAGGUAAACUGAAGGACCCCGGGAACUUUCAGUAUCCUGCCGAGUCUGUUCUAGCUUAUAAAGAAGGCCGUCUGAGCCCGGAUAUUGUGGCUGAACAAAAGAAGCUGGAAGCGGCAGACCUGGUGAUUUUUCAGUUCCCACUGCAGUGGUUUGGGGUCCCUGCCAUCCUGAAAGGCUGGUUUGAACGCGUGCUCAUAGGGGAAUUUGCUUACACGUAUGCUGCCAUGUAUGACAAGGGACCUUUCCGGAAUAAGAAGGCAGUGCUUUCCAUCACCACUGGUGGCAGCAGCUCCAUGUACUCUCUGCAGGGUAUCCACGGGGACAUGAACAUUAUUCUCUGGCCCAUUCAGAGUGGCACUCUGCAUUUCUGUGGCUUCCAAGUCUUGGAACCUCAGCUGACGUAUAGCAUUGGCCACACUCCCGAGGAUGCCCGAAUUCAGAUCCUGGAAGGAUGGAAGAAACGCCUGGAGAAUAUUUGGGAUGAGACGCCGCUGUAUUUUGCUCCAAGUAGCCUCUUUGACCUAAACUUCCAGGCAGGAUUCUUAAUGAAAAAGGAGGUGCAGGAUGAGCAAAAAAAUAAGAAUUUUGGCCUUUCUGUGGGCCAUCACUUGGGCAAGCCCAUCCCAGCGGACAACCAGAUCAAAGCUAGAAAAUAAGAUUCACAAGACCUGCUUUCCUUCUAAAAUGUAGGCAAAUCUAGGUUUCUUUUUCAAGCUUCUUUGACUUGCUUGCUUCUUUAAGAUGAUUGGUGUUUUUCCUUUUCCCAUGCCAACAGGAGAGAGAACAGACUGUAUUCAUAAAUAUAACUGGUUCUUACGAUUGCUAUCAUGGCAAAAUCUGAUUCGGCUCAAGAGGCCUCUGAGGAUAAUGAAGACAGGAAAGGUAUAGAAAGAUGCCAGACAGUGUUCUUUAAGGUCCUCAGCACAAUUUAAUCCCUCUCUUUAAGGAUAUAUUUUUAGGAGUAAAUCUGGCUAGAGAGCACCCAACUUCUCAAUUAUCUAUUUUUCUUUUAAUUACCUCUGUGUGGUUCAUGGCAGAAGGGAAUUGCUCAGAGAAAGAGAUGACGGAAUCUGAUCUAAGGGGCUUGUUUAAUAGUUACUACUCUACGCUUACUUGUGAUAUAUAUUGGCUUUAAUUACUACACAGUGACUAUUAUUCCUAAUAUGAGUGUCAGCCUUCCUUCAACUUUUGUUGUUAGUAUACAAUCCACAUAGAUACCUUGAAAUGAAAAGCUAAUAAAAAUCUUUUAACUCAA
This is a messenger RNA of Camelus dromedarius (Arabian camel), 1553 nucleotides long. It is a transcript of the gene NQO1, whose product is annotated as NAD(P)H quinone dehydrogenase 1. The record is from RefSeq and is a predicted model, not a curated record. Gene Ontology annotation, molecular function: NAD(P)H dehydrogenase (quinone) activity. Gene Ontology annotation, cellular component: cytosol. The coding region runs from base 130 to 954 and encodes 274 amino acids. The transcript is spliced from 6 exons. NCBI's taxonomy places the organism in Eukaryota, Metazoa, Chordata, Mammalia, Artiodactyla, Camelidae.